AACAUGGCUUCAUCUUUUCUCUGCUUCACCCUCCUCUUCAUCAGCAUCCACAAUGCAGAUGGAUUUUUAGAGUAUAUGGUGGAUCGCUGUGACUUUAACUCCACUGAGCUUGAGAACAUGGAGUACAUCUACUCUCACUAUUACAACAAGAUGGAGUACAUCAGGUUCAGCAGCAAUGUGGGGGAGUAUGUUGGAUUCACUGAGUAUGGAGUAAGGCUGGCGGAGGUCUGGAACAAUGAUACUGCAGACCUGAAUUUAAUGAGACUUAAGAUAGCAACAUACUGCCAUCACAACAUUGAUAUUAAUGAUCGGGCUAUUCUGACUAAAUCAGUCCAGCCCACUGUCAGAAUUAAGUCCAUGACCCCGCCUUCUGGUCAGCAUCCUGCCAUGUUGGUCUGCAGCGUUUACGACUUCUUUCCCAGUAAGAUCAAAGUGAGCUGGCUCAGAGAUGGACAGGCCGUGUCUUCUGAUGUCACUUCCACUGAAGAGAUGCCAAAUGGUGAUUGGUACUACCAGACCCACUCCCAACUGGAGUACACACCCAGGUCUGGAGAGAAGAUCUCCUGUGUGGUGGAGCACGCCAGCCUGAAGGAACCUCUGAUCACUGACUGGGAUCCGUCCUCGGACAAAUCAACAUCUGAAUCAACUACGCUGAUCGCCAUUGGAGCCUCUAUACUGACCCUGGGUCUGAUUUUACUUCUGGCUGGAUUUAUUUUCUACAGGUGGAAGGCCCGAGAUCCUACACUGUUUUCCAAUGAAUGAGGCAGGAUCCUGGUU
Oreochromis aureus is the source of this 777-nucleotide messenger RNA. RefSeq names its product H-2 class II histocompatibility antigen, E-S beta chain-like. Lineage: Eukaryota; Metazoa; Chordata; Actinopteri; Cichliformes; Cichlidae. The record is from RefSeq and is a predicted model, not a curated record. The transcript has 6 exons. Gene Ontology annotation, biological process: immune response; peptide antigen assembly with MHC class II protein complex; positive regulation of T cell activation. Gene Ontology annotation, molecular function: MHC class II protein complex binding. Gene Ontology annotation, cellular component: MHC class II protein complex; membrane. The coding region runs from base 4 to 762 and encodes 252 amino acids.